AUGUCUCUACACACAGGCAGCCAAGGCUGGUUCGAACACCCCCGUACGCCACCAUCACCCUCAUCCCAAUACUCCAGCCGCGUCGUCUCGACCUCCCCGAGCGUCACCGCCACCACCCCGGCACCCGCCUCCCGCGAAGAAGACGCGGGGGCAACCCAUCAUCCCCACCCACCCCUCGACGACGACGACGACGACGGCCCCCACCUACCACCCGCCACCAUCGACCCCAUCCUCGACACCCUCCUCGCCCGCCUGCACGCAGCCCACCUCCGCCGGCAGGCAACCAAGCACGCCCUCCACGAGGCAGAGCAGGCGGCCGAGGAGGCGACCUGGCGCCUCCUCCUCCUGGACCACCGCCACCGCCACCACCCGCCGGGCCGGGCGAGGGGCCGGCUCGAGUACCGGCUGGCGCUGGCGCGGGCGGGGCGCGACGGCGCGACGGCAAGGCGGAGGAGGGAGCUCGGCGCGAAGCUGGGGGCCGCGACGGCGGAGGUGGAGGAUGACCUGGGGGUCCUUUGGAGGGUGCUACGGGAGAGGGCGCGGCGGAUGAAGGGGGAAGAACGGGGAGGCGGCAGCGGCGGUAGCGGGCGGUGGGAUGGCGAUGCGGAUGUGGAUGCAGACGCAGAUGCGGGUGGGGGAGGGGGAGGGUCAGUCGUGGAGCAGGUCCGCCGGCUGCUGGGGCGGGCGUCGGCCGGCGAGCUCGAGGAGGCCCGCGCGCUGCUGGACCGCCAGCUCCUGGGCCCCGCGGCGCUGUCGGUCCGGUCUCCGGCGGCGGGCGUGCUGACGCCGCCUCCGCGGUCGCACUCUGCCGUGCCUUGGGCGAGCGGCGGGGCGGGGCAGGGAGACUGGUCGGGGUCGUCGCCAGUUGCGCAGACGUGGAUAUGA
Molecule: messenger RNA, 885 nt
Organism: Phialemonium atrogriseum
Lineage: Eukaryota; Fungi; Ascomycota; Sordariomycetes; Cephalothecales; Cephalothecaceae
Exons: 1
Coding region: 1-885 (294 amino acids)
Source: RefSeq, a predicted model, not a curated record